GAAUCAACGAAGAACAGAACAAGAUGAAAAUUUCAUGAAAGAAAACAAACACUCGAAAGGGAUCAGUCAAGAUGAAAAGAAUUUCAUAACCUAAAAGAAGUGUGUUGUUGGAUCAUUCAUCGAUCUUGAAAUCUGAAGGAUCAGACAAGAUAAACGACCCUCAUCUCCCUUUGACAACAACUGUUUUCUUUCCUAAACCAUCACUUCAAGCAUGAAAAACCAAUUCUUUUCUCGUGUUACUGCGUAUGGCAGAGCACGUCUGGUAGGGACUAUGCCAGACAAAAAAAAAUUUAUUAGUCAAGGUGGGACGUAUCCUAAGGGAUUCUUGAUUAAUGGUAUUUCCUCCGGCGUAAAAGCGAAUGGUAAUAAGGAUUUAAUGGUUUUGUUUUCUCCUACUCCCUGUAAUGCAGCAGCUGCUUUCACAAAGAACGCAUUCCAAGCAGCCCCUGUUCAGGUCUCUCGUUCGGUUUUACAAGAAAAUCAUGGUAGUGGAAUCCAUGCCCUAGUCGUCAAUAGUGGAUGUGCAAAUGCAGUUACCGGAGAAGGCGGUUUACAAGACGCUAAAGCAAUUGCAAAGACCACAGAUGAAUUAACGCAACCACUCAAGAAGUUGUUGAACAAAAAUGAUUCUUUGUCUUCUACUUUAUUGAUGUCCACUGGAGUGAUUGGUCAACGAUUGAAACUCGAUAAAAUUCAGCAAGGACUUGGUGUCGCUCUUCAAGACAUGGGAUCUUCUCAUCAACACUGGAUGAACGCGACGCAAGCCAUCUGUACCACGGAUACCUUUCCCAAGUUAGUUUCUAAGCAAGUCAAAGUAGCUGAUCGUGUUUAUACUAUUGCUGGUACCACAAAGGGUGCUGGAAUGAUUAAUCCCAAUUUAGCUACUCUUCUUGGAUUUUUCGUCACAGAUGCCCCCAUUGCUCCUGAUGCAGUCCAGUCCAUCCUUCGCCAUGCAGUCACAAACAGUUUUAAUUCAAUUAGCAUUGACGGUGAUACCAGUACAAAUGAUACCGUUGCUUUUCUUGCCAAUGGCGCUGCCGGUGGAUCUGAAAUUACUUCCACCUCUGUAGAGUACGAACCCAUUCGCGAUGCCAUCACCGGUCUUUCUCAAGACCUUGCAAAGCUGGUUGUUCGUGAUGGUGAAGGAGCAACCAAGUUUGUAACUGUUCGUGUUCAUGGGGCAAAGUCGGUAGAGGACGCUACAAUCGUAGCUUCUACCAUUAGCAAUUCGGCUUUAGUCAAAACCGCCUUCUUUGGCGAAGACGCCAACUGGGGUCGUAUUCUUUGUGCAGUCGGCUACUCUGGUGCAACUGUAAAUCCCGCUGCAACUUCCGUAAGCUUCGUUCCUGCCGAUGGCUCCGAAACAUUGAAGCUUCUUGUCCGCGGUGAACCCCAAAACGUGAACGAAACUCGUGCUAGCCAAAUUUUAGCACAAGAAGAGUUGACUGUUGAUGUCGAUCUAGGAAGCGGUCCUUUUGAAAAGACAAACUGGACUUGCGAUUUCUCUUAUGAUUAUGUGCGCAUUAACGCUGACUACCGAAGCUAAAAAUUGUAUAUAGUUAGAAGUAUUUUUGUUUACAACAUGAAUCAUUAUGCAUAAUAAAUAUUCUAGGAAAUCAACGUG
Schizosaccharomyces octosporus yFS286 is the source of this 1624-nucleotide messenger RNA. RefSeq names its product glutamate N-acetyltransferase. The record is from RefSeq and is a predicted model, not a curated record. NCBI's taxonomy places the organism in Eukaryota, Fungi, Ascomycota, Schizosaccharomycetes, Schizosaccharomycetales, Schizosaccharomycetaceae. Gene Ontology annotation, molecular function: L-glutamate N-acetyltransferase activity, acting on acetyl-L-ornithine as donor; L-glutamate N-acetyltransferase activity, acting on acetyl-CoA as donor. Gene Ontology annotation, cellular component: mitochondrial matrix. The transcript has a single exon. The coding region runs from base 212 to 1546 and encodes 444 amino acids. Gene Ontology annotation, biological process: L-arginine biosynthetic process; L-ornithine biosynthetic process.